CCAGGACUUGUAAUAUGUGGAGCACGAGGAAACAAUUAUUCUGUAGAACAUUUCUAGUAUCUGACCUGUUUUAAGAGAGACAAAGAGAAAAGAAUGACAAAACUCAAAUACUAGCUAGCAGUGAAACUUGAGACUGUGAAUUCACCCACAGCCAUAAUAAUGAACGCACACGGAUGAAGAGAGUCACGAGCUCUGAAUGAAGGAAUGAAUGAAUGUGUUGCAAAUGACGGAGACGGAUGACUCUGCACGCUUUGUCAGAGAGUUUCUCAACAGGACAGGUUUAACGGUUUUCACAAAGUACCUGACUCAUUCGUCGUGUGAGAUAUUAGCCUCACUGAACUGAGAGUGAUGAUAAAAAUGGAUGUCUCAAAGAGGAUCAUCAGAAAUCUGGAACCAGCGAGACCACUGCACCGUCUUAACACAAAUCAAGUCCUUCAAAGCUAUGCUGAGAUUAAGCCGGACAACAUUAUUAAAGUGGAGCAUUUCUAUGAAAUCCUGCAUCUUCAAAGUACCAGCGCCCAACCAAAGAAGAAAGCCGAAAGAAUUUGCUACACUCGGGACUUCCUCGUCAAGUUGGCAAGUUGUCCAAUGGCUAAGAUGAAACCUGAGUUUUUACCAGAACAUCCAAUCGUUUUGGAGAAUGGCAGAACCAAUGAUGUGCCCAGAUACUUCAUCACCAACUACAACAACAAUUAAAGCUGCAAGCAGCGAUGAACGGGCCCUCGCACCCGGGCUCACCGCCAUCGUGUUGCUCUAAUAAAAAGGUGAACGUUGA
Messenger RNA from Carassius auratus (goldfish), 775 nucleotides. RefSeq lists its product as uncharacterized. Gene Ontology annotation, molecular function: eukaryotic initiation factor 4E binding. Gene Ontology annotation, cellular component: cytoplasm. Lineage: Eukaryota; Metazoa; Chordata; Actinopteri; Cypriniformes; Cyprinidae. Bases 349 to 696 code for a protein of 115 amino acids. Gene Ontology annotation, biological process: negative regulation of translational initiation. The transcript is spliced from 7 exons. The record is from RefSeq and is a predicted model, not a curated record.